Cylicocyclus nassatus is the source of this 1677-nucleotide messenger RNA. NCBI's taxonomy places the organism in Eukaryota, Metazoa, Nematoda, Chromadorea, Rhabditida, Strongylidae. The record is from the annotation of a GenBank genome assembly.
AUGUCUUAUGGUGCAAGAGGCUCUCGACCGGAUAAAGCAAAGAAGAGGAGCCUUCGAGUUACUAACCGCACCACGGCCGCGCAGAAGAUGAACGUCUCCCGUUCACCUCCCAGUGAGCGCGUUGCGUCAGUAUCACUCGUUACCAAGUCUGGUUCUCCAGCAGCGCAAAGAGAGUAUAAUCUCAGCUCGGGGAGUGAAUUACAAAUGAGUAGACGUUCAGAGUCAUGUAUUGACCAGAAAGAGAACCGGUGGGGUAAGCAAACAGUUACAUCAGUCUCUCCUAAGUAUGCUGUGAAAGAAACAACUUACCAGCGAGCACAAAUACAGGGAUCGUCUAUUUUGCCGAUAGUGGUAAGUCGGAUUGCACCACCUUCCGUGCAGCGAGACGAAGUGGGAAGCCCUAUUGGACCAAAUCAAAUGAGAGGAGGCACCACGUGGAAAACCGAAAAGAUUGCAAAACCUUCACUCCAGCCUAGUGCAGCAGCGACUGUCAAAGACGUGGAAGCACGAGCACCAUCUGAUUUCUCCCCGACAGAAAGAGAGAAAAGACAAAAAAGAGACCAAUAUGAUCGAGAAAGUGAUAAAACAGAGGAGGCCAGCCUGCAUGAUUCUAGCGCGUCCUGUAAAAAAUCAGCGUCAAGUCUUCAACAAGAAGAUUCGAAGUCAGACUCGGUUGACACUCAAAGGAUGGAUGCGAUUGUGCAACGGAUGCGCGAAUUCGCUUGGAUGUGCGAGCAGUUGUCAAUCCAACAGUUGCGUAACCAAUUCGAAGCCUUACCAUCGCCGGACUGGCAAGAUUGUAAAGCAUUCAUGGCAACGGAGAAUGUCAAAAAGAACCGCUACAGUAAUAUUCCCUGCAUCGAUUCAUCGAGAAUACAGUUACACACUCUCCGAUCGGAUGCUUCUUAUGGCGGCUAUAUCCAUGCUAAUCGAGUGGAUUAUCCCACACUCAGGAAUAAGUACAUCAUUACCCAGGGCCCUUUGCCGAGUACGGUAAGCGCGUUUUGGGAGAUGAUUUGGCAGGAAAAUGUUCUUCACGUUGUAAUGCUAUGUCAAAAUAUAGAGGAUGGAAAGCGCAAAUGUGCACAGUACUUCAGCAAUAAGCCCAACUCUGUCACAAUCUACGCACAUUUUACGGUGUCGUUGAAAGAACAGAAAUGGGAGGAUCAGUUCAUAGUUUCAACUAUCGAACUUGAGUUUAUGGAAGAAUCACGGACAAUCACACAUUAUCAAUGGAAAGAGUGGAAUGAUUACAAGGCUCCUCGUGACAACAUAAUCACCUUACUGCAAAAGGUCCGCGGAAAAUCUACCGUAGUAGUACACUGCUCAGCUGGGGUUGGCAGAAGUGGCACAUUUGUGGCGAUAGAAAUGUGUCUGCAAGAUCUUGCUAAUGGACGUAUGAUUAAUGUACAGCAGGCAGUGAUAAGCCUCCGACGUUGUCGUGCACUCGCUGUACAAACAUUUCCACAAUAUUUAUCAAUUUUUCGUGCAAUUUUACGAAUAGGUGAAAAACACGGGGCGAUAACGCAGCAAGACAUUCAACACUUUUGUCGUUUGUAUGAUGAGCAGCUGGAUGGUUAAGCAAAAAAAAACUUCACUAAUUCAAAAGACAUUCAAGAUACUCAUCGUUUGAAUUCAUAUUGAUAUUACAAUCUUUAGAGUAACCAAAUUUCAAUA